CCUUGAAUUUAUUUUCCUGUGGCGCCCGGUGUUUACCGGAAGUAGUUUCCUUAUUGCGGUUUAUUGCUCAUACUCUUCUAACGUUAUAUUCAUUUGUUGAUCUUGUGGUCGUGUAUUUAUUUGGCUUCUUUUAUUAAACUUAUAUCUGUUCUGCAUCAUGGCUAUUCCACUAAACGCCCUUUUCAGCGAUUCGUACGUCGAUAUAAGCCAAUACAGAGAUCAGCAUUUUAAGGGCAAUCGAUACGAACAGGAGAAACUGCUGAAGCAGAGCAGCACGUUGUAUGUGGGAAACUUGUCCUUCUACACAACAGAAGAGCAGGUUUACGAGCUGUUCUCCAAAAGUGGUGAUGUGAAAAGAAUCAUGAUAGGUCUGGACAAAGUGAAGAAAACGGCGUGCGGAUUCUGCUUUGUGGAGUACUAUACUCGCGGAGACGCAGAGAAUGCAAUGAGGUACAUUAAUGGGACAAGAUUGGAUGACCGAAUUAUCAGGACGGACUGGGACGCUGGCUUCAAAGAGGGACGGCAGUAUGGACGGGGCAAAUCAGGAGGCCAGGUGAGGGACGAAUACAGACAGGAUUAUGACCCUGCUCGAGGUGGAUACGGGAAACUAACUCAACUCCAAAGAACACCGGAUGUCCGACAGAAGUUUUAGUUGACAAUGUAUAAUUUAACAGGAUGUGGAUUAACUUGUUUGAGCUAUGAUGGAGCAUUAUUUUCUGACAGUCUUCUUCAAUUAAACUUUUGUAUAUAGUCUGGAAUAAAUGUGUCCUUUGUGCACUGUAAAUUGAAACUUGAAACAGGCCAGCUGGGUUUGUUUAUGUUCAGUUAAAAAUGUGACAUUUUGUUUAGUUUCCACAUACCUAUGGUAUUCAUUUCAUUGAAUCACACUUUUAAUAAAGCAUGUUUUUUUAAAUGA
This is a messenger RNA of Conger conger (European conger), 916 nucleotides long. It is a transcript of the gene ncbp2, whose product is annotated as nuclear cap binding protein subunit 2. Gene Ontology annotation, biological process: mRNA cis splicing, via spliceosome. Gene Ontology annotation, cellular component: nuclear cap binding complex. The transcript is spliced from 4 exons. Bases 158 to 652 code for a protein of 164 amino acids. Lineage: Eukaryota; Metazoa; Chordata; Actinopteri; Anguilliformes; Congridae. The record is from RefSeq and is a predicted model, not a curated record. Gene Ontology annotation, molecular function: RNA cap binding.